CCAUCCCCCUUCCUCGCCCCCUUCUCCCCGCGCCAACAUGUCACAGAAUAUCCCCGACUACUACACGCUCCUCAACAUCCCCACAACCGCCACGCCCACCGAGAUCCGCAAUGCAUACAAGCGUCAGUCGCUCCUUUCCCACCCGGAUCGCUUCCCCAAAGCCAGCCCUGCAGAGCGGGAACGACUGACAAAGAAGUUCCAGUCCCUGGCCGAUGCGUACUAUGUGUUGUCAGAUGAAGGGAGGAGGAGGGAAUACGACGCCCUGAGGGCUUCGCAUGGCCCCUUCAGGAGCUUCGACGGAGAGGGCAUGGAGGGUAUGGAGCAGCAGAGCUCUGCUGACUUCUUUGCAAACUUCUUCAAGGGCUUCGCCGGGGCUGCGGGCGCCGCUGGAGGAAGUGAGAAGAGGCCAGAGUCUAGCCACGGUGAUGAAGAUGAAUUCGAGGAGAGGACCGAGGCGGGUCAGCCACAGGCCAACGGAGUCUUUGGGAAUGUCUUCGAGGAGAUGCUCAGACCAGAAGUGCACAGGGUGGCACCGAUUUGGAAGUGGGUCGGAGGCGCCUCUGGUGGAGCGUUGGGGUUCAUCAUCGCCAACAUCCCAGGUGCGAUGGGCGGCGCCCUCCUUGGGUCACGCCUCGGAGCUAUCAAAGAUGCCAAAGGACGCAGUGUAGCUGCCGUGUUCAUGGACUUGAAUCAGGGACAGAGGGCAGAGGUGCUCAAGGCAUUGGCCACAAAAGUGUUGGGCUCGAUCGGAUAGAGGCGAGGAGGUAAAGAGGAUGAAGAUCCUACACGACCGAAGGAACAGUCGAACCGAUACCAUGCUUUCCAGUCUCUAGUGUAAUGGCAAUGCUGAUUAUCCAUCGUUACCACGCCGCACCGCGCCUGGGUAUCAAGCUGCUACGGCCCACCGCGUCCGUCCAGUCUCGCAAGCAUCUGUCCCCCCACAUUGGGCGGCAGUCGUCCAAGCAACGCCCGCAGUCUCGUCUUGUCCCCCUUUUCUGCCUGUCCUCCCGCACCUCCACUGCCUGGUAGCGGGCUCGCCCUCUCAAC
Messenger RNA from Jaminaea rosea, 1047 nucleotides. Its product is annotated as DnaJ-domain-containing protein. NCBI's taxonomy places the organism in Eukaryota, Fungi, Basidiomycota, Exobasidiomycetes, Microstromatales. Gene Ontology annotation, molecular function: protein folding chaperone; protein-folding chaperone binding. Bases 38 to 754 code for a protein of 238 amino acids. The transcript is spliced from 4 exons. The record is from RefSeq and is a predicted model, not a curated record. Gene Ontology annotation, cellular component: cytoplasm; nucleus.